UCCCAAGUCAAGAUAAAGUCUCUCUCUUUUUUUUUUUUACUGAUUUCAAUAUUUUCAUUUUCUCCCCCAUUCGCCCACAGAAAAGCCCAGGAUCUGUCCCUCUAGCUCCGAUUCCGUCCUUCUGGUGAGUUCAAAUGGCAGGAGGUCGAUGGCUUAGACCUGAGGUGUAUCCUCUGUUUGCCGCCGUUGGAGUUGCCGUUGGGAUCUGUGGGUUGCAGCUGGUACGCAACAUCUGCAUCAACCCUGAAGUCAGGGUUAACAAGCACGACAGGGCUGCCGGAGUUUUGGAGAACUUUGCAGAGGGAGAAAAGUAUGCUGAACAUGGUUUAAGGAAAUUCGUCCGCAGGAGGGCCCCCGAAAUUAUGCCAUCCGUCAACAGCUUCUUCACAGAUCCAAAAUGAAUUAAUUAAUAGGCCCUUCACGUUUUAAGUUCUGCAGAAAAUGUUGGAUACAAUGUCUACCAAGUUAUUGUGGCCUGUUUUGAAUGUGUGUGUGUGUGUGUGUGUUUGUGUGUGUGAGAGAGAGUUUGUGUAACAUUUUGAUCUUCUGAAUGUAUUUGAACUAAAAUAAAGGUGGAAAUGGGUUAUACUUAAGCUUGUUUUAUUUGGAAGGCAUCGAGACUUCAUCAUCAGUAUCAUCACUGACUAUUAUUUUUUUUAUUUCAAUGUUAUGUGAAGAUUGCAGCUUGGAAA
Messenger RNA from Hevea brasiliensis (rubber tree), 692 nucleotides. RefSeq lists its product as uncharacterized. The record is from RefSeq and is a predicted model, not a curated record. The transcript is spliced from 3 exons. Lineage: Eukaryota; Viridiplantae; Streptophyta; Magnoliopsida; Malpighiales; Euphorbiaceae. The coding region runs from base 135 to 401 and encodes 88 amino acids.